Carassius gibelio (silver crucian carp) is the source of this 2408-nucleotide messenger RNA. RefSeq lists its product as uncharacterized. The record is from RefSeq and is a predicted model, not a curated record. The coding region runs from base 357 to 2408 and encodes 683 amino acids. NCBI's taxonomy places the organism in Eukaryota, Metazoa, Chordata, Actinopteri, Cypriniformes, Cyprinidae. The transcript is spliced from 2 exons.
AAAUUCCCUGCUUUACGCAUGCGCGAGUCCAGACUUGUCCAGACUUGUCUGGUGCAUGCGCAAAAGUUUUCAGUUAGACGCUACUGUCCAGCAUAAUAGUUUGAUACGGAGUUUCCCUGGCUUUAUUCCUUUAAAGUCUGUUUUUCCUUUGUGUGGUAUUGCUGUGCGUUUAUAACUCCAAACCACAUUUUGUGCAUAUUCACACAAAUAAACAUUCAGACUUGACAUGUUCACUCUGGAGUAGCUGCAGUUCUUUCUAACCGGAGAAAUAGGCCAGCUGAGUUCCAACCACCCAACUGCGCACAGAAUAUCCCACAAAUUGGUCCUUCGAGCCGGAUCGGGACAUCAGCUGCGCUAUGGCUACAUCCAGAGAUUACUAUGAGGGAGAACAAGUACCAGAUCCUCGUCCAAGUCGUACCCGGCGGGUACCCACCUACUUGGAGGAUUAUGUGCUUGAUUAUCCACAUCUGAUGCAUGCUCAUCCAUCACCAGCAGAUGGCACUCAAGGAAUACCUAAUGUAAGCCAGGACCCAUAUAAGGGCUAUAUUACUCCUCCUCCCUUGGAGAGAGACUUUGAAGGUGGAAACCUGCACCACUUGGAGGCACGAUGGAGAGAUUUAAGCAGUGAGAUGAGAGAGCUUCAGAUCAGAAUGGACAGUGCUAGACAAGCAUCCUUCGCUUCUAGAUCUCCUGUUUAUGCACAUUAUAAGAGCAUUUCUCAGGCUGAACUCAAGAACAUGGGAUUACAACCUUCUAUGACUGUAGCAUCAUCUCCACACUAUGAGGAAACACUCUAUCAUGAGCCCCCUAUGCAGCAGCGCCCACAAUCAAGCAUGCAGCCAAGUAAUAUAGCUCGUGUAGCUUCUCUGCCAGGGCCGAAACCUCAAAGGCUGCUUUCUGAACUCCGACGGGCAGACUCAUGGCCUCCUACAGCUGCCCAGCCUGCCCAUCCUCAGAUACAGCAUCAGCCAAGCCUGAUACAGCCUGCGCCUUCUCGUGUGCAGCCCCAACGUCAGCCAGUUGCUGCACAAUCUGUUCCAGUCUCACUGCCGCCACAGUACCAGCAGACAGUGCCAGCUCCAGUUCAGCCUGUGCCAAUUCAACCAACAAUGCAUCUGCAUCACCCUUUUCAACCACCACCUCCUCCUCCUCGGCCUGGACCACAAUCACAACAUUAUCAUCCUACAAACAAUGUGACGCCUGGACUGAUGGAGAUGGUCAUUGCUUCUUCCUAUGGCAUACCAAAACCAAGGCUGGCAGUAUUUUCAUCAGGGAAGGAAAGUGAUUUCCUGAUGCUCAAGAAAGGGUUGGACAGCGUCCUUGGCCCACACAGACAUUUAACAGAGGACUAUAAGUAUCAAGUGCUUUUGGAUCACCUACAUCUGCCUGCUGCUUACCAGGUAGCUAAGAGGUAUGUCAACAGCCCAUAUCCUUACACCAGUGCCAUGCAGGCUCUUGAACAGAGAUACGGUCAACCAAGACAAUUAAUUCAGAGCGAGCUUAGAGCAAUCCUUAAUGCUCCAGCUAUUCGACCAGGUGAUGCACAGGGAUUUGAAGACUUUGCAGCAGCUGUUAACACACUUGUGGGCAUGUUGAACACAAUGGAAGGGCCAUCUAGAUAUGAGCUGCAGUGUGGUUCCCACGUUGACACUUUACUGACCAAACUUCCUGUCAGUUACAGAGACUCAUUCAUAGAAUACUGUCUCAACCAGCACAUCAUCAUGAGUGGCAGUUCUAGAACUUAUACAUUGUCAGAAUUUUCGGAGUGCCUGGAAAGGAAGUCCCAGGCCAUUCAGAUAUCUCGACGGGUAAAAGGGCCAGUGCAACCAGAAGCCUUUCGGCGAGAACAGAAAUUCCUUCCUCACUCUAAAGCCAAGUCAGCCACAAUUCUCACAGGCAGUGAACAACCUCAAUCCAUCAAUUUGCCCUCUAGCUCAUCCACAGGAUCUAAAAUGGCAGCUACAGCUAAAAAGCAGGAUCGCUUUAAGCCCUUUUGUCCCUUCUGCAACAACCAUGAACAUUACCUCAAUGCUUGUCCAGCUUUUUGCAGGUUGAACCACACUCAAAGGGGAAGCUGGGUGAAGGACCACAAUAAAUGCUGGAGGUGUGGACGAGGUCACAAACCAGACAGCUGUACUCUUAAGAGAGCGUGUUCUACAUGUGGGGGACUCCACUUGCCCGUUCUACAUGAAGUUGCAGUUGCUGUGGAGAAUCAGAGCAUACUAACAGUGAGCACAACCAAUUCUCAAGUUUACUUGGAUCAAACCUGUCACUCAGGCAGAGUCAUGCUGAAAGUAGUUCCAGUAAGACUUGCAGCGGCAAAAGGUUUCUGGACACUCAUGCAGUGCUGGACGACGGGUCUGAAAAAACAAUCAUACUACCUGCAGCAGCCAAACAUCUGCAUUUAG